UGGUAAAUAUGUUGUUUUAUGACCUCAGCCAAUGAUUUAGGUGACAUAGAUUUUCCCCUAUUUAAGUUGACUUUGGUUUGGUACAGUAUGUGCGUGAUACUUAUAGUUUUACAGCAUUGGAUUUUCAUUAUGCUAUUUUGUAAAACUUUUACACUUUCCAGCCUGACUAAAUUCAGCUUAUACAGAAUCAUGCAACCUAAAUUUUGAUUUUCAAACUCAAGAUUUUAUAAAUGAACGAUUUUAUAUGUAUGAUGGUUUAUAAGAAAUGGGGCAUUGCGUGAAAGGAUGAUGGUGGUGGUCACACUCAGUGGUUAAAUCUAACGGAAGUCAGCAACAAUAGCAGUAUUAUCAUCCGUGAUGUUUGCUUCAGACACACUUUUGCAGUCCCCUGAAGUGUGAAAGUGUUAAAGUACAGUUUCUCAUGUUUGUUUUUCUCUGUUUGUGCUUCUGCUGGUUGGUGGGUGUGUUUGGUGAUGAAGUGAAGUCAGUGUCAGUGAUGGAGGGAGAUUCUGUUACUCUACACAUUGAUCUUAUUGACCUAAAGAGCGCUCAUCUGAUAUUGUGGAGGUUUGGACCUCAAGAGUCUCUCAUAGCUAGAGUCAAUAGAGAAGCUAAUGCAGUCUCAAUAUACGAUGAUGUUCUUGACGGGAGAUUCAGAGACAGACUGCAAGUGAAUAAUCAGACUGGAGAUCUCACCAUCACAAACAUCACAACUCAACACACUGGACUUUAUCAAAAAAACAUCAGCGGCAGACAGAAGAGCUCACACAGAUUUGAUGUUACUGUCUAUGCUCGUCUGCCUGUUCCUGUCAUCUCUAGUUACUGUCCACAAAACUCAUCAUCAAAGUGUUUAUUAUUGUGUUCAGUGAUGAAUGUGAGUGAUGUGAGUCUGUCCUGGUACAAAGGAAACAGUUUAUUGUCCAUCAUCAGUGUGUCUGAUCUCAACAUCAGACUCUCUCUACCUCUGGAGGUUGAAUAUCAGGAUACAAACACAUACAGAUGUGUACUCAACAAUACCAUCACAAACCAAACUCAACAUCUCAACAUCACUCAUCUCUGUCAGCCGUGUUCAGAUUGUGUCAGCUGUUGUGAUACUACCGAAGUUGUGAUCCGAUUGGUCAUUUCUGCUCUGGUGACCGUGGCUUUGGUAGCUGUUCUGGCUUAUGAUGUCAGAUCGAGCAAAGAUGAACCGAAGAAAAGACCUAAGACAGACAGAUACAAGGUGUGUUCAACAAAUUACAGUAAAAGAAAAACGAGACCAGCAAAGCUGUCUAGGUGAGACACUGCAGUUCACUCAGAAUCGGCUGCGAAAAUCUCAGUGAUGACACACUUUAAUCUUAUUGGAUGGACUGACUGAUUACAUCAAUUAUCUGUUUAAUCCUGACACUUUCAUGAAUGCUCACAAAUUCAUGUUUUUUAAACAAUAAAACUCUCCUCAUGUAACGUCAGAUGUGAGAUAAUGUAGCUUGUUGUUUUAAUGCAAUUUUUUCUAUGUUAUAGAGAACACUGUAAAAAUUUGCUGUAAUUAUGCAGCUAAUUGCCAGUAACAUACUGUAAAAGAUAAAGACUGAAAAUGUUUCAUGUUCACUUAACUUUGAACAAACUGUUGCCAGUAAAUAACAUAAAUGUAAAAUCUACAGUAAGUUACUGGCAGCUAGUUGCCAGUAAUACCCAUUAAUACUGUAAUUUCUAAAGAUUUUUUUUUACAGUAAAGAGUAAUUCUGGAUAUGCUUAUUCAUAUUCAUAUUACUUAUUCAUCCUUAUUUAUACUAAAAUGUAAAAAAAAACCUUUGAUUUCAUGUGGCCUUUUAUACGGAAGGCACUGAUGGGAAAUAACUUUUAGGGAUAGACACGAUCAUACAUUUUAUUAUAAUAUAUAUGCAUAUAUGUAUAUAAAUGUAUAUACACACAAGGAUAAUAAAGACCACA
Paramisgurnus dabryanus is the source of this 1929-nucleotide messenger RNA. The record is from RefSeq and is a predicted model, not a curated record. Lineage: Eukaryota; Metazoa; Chordata; Actinopteri; Cypriniformes; Cobitidae.